Molecule: messenger RNA, 726 nt
Organism: Erigeron canadensis
Lineage: Eukaryota; Viridiplantae; Streptophyta; Magnoliopsida; Asterales; Asteraceae
Exons: 1
Coding region: 1-726 (241 amino acids)
Source: RefSeq, a predicted model, not a curated record
AUGGGUGAAGCAGCAGAGACGUUUAGAUCGACGACCAGCGCGAGGUUCUCAUUAGAGAUUCAAAACGGCGAGCAUAUGGAUGCUGAUCAGUUGUGGACACACUUGGCAAAGGGUAUGAGGGAGACGGAAAAGGCGGUACUAGGGGAAACAAGAGGGACGGGUAGUAAGCGGAAAAGGGGUAGGGAAUCUUGGUGGAUCAGUGAAGAGGUCCAGACCAAGGUUGCGACAAAACUUAGUUGCUUUAAAGAACUUAUCAAGAGCAAGCAAAACGAGACAAAUGAGGACUGGUCCUUGGCUAGGCAGAGAUACUACGAAGCCAAGAAAGAGGCAAAGAAGAUUGUAGCUAUAGCAAAAGAAAGAGCGUACGAAGAACUAUAUAAGAAACUAGACUCAAAGGAAGGCAAAAACGAUAUAUUCAGAAUUGCUAAAGCAAGGGAGAGAAAACAUAGGGAUUUAGGAGACGUCAUCUAUAUUAAGGAUGAAAGCGGACGGAGCAUUGUGAAGGUGGAAGACAUUAGGAAAAGAUGGGAAGAGUACUUCGCCAACCUGUUUAAUAGAAGAGAGUCAGGGCGAAGUGAAGGAGGAAUCGAUCACGGUACUCACUCAGACAUAUGUCGCGACGACGACGAUACUCCGAGGAUCAGCCAAGAGGAAGUAAGGCUCGCCCUAAAGAAGAUGGGGAGAAACAAAGAAACAAGUCCAGACCAAAUUCCUAUCGAGGCAUGA